This is a messenger RNA of Centropristis striata (black sea bass), 6274 nucleotides long. RefSeq names its product SEC31 homolog A, COPII coat complex component (gene sec31a). Bases 459 to 4937 code for a protein of 1492 amino acids. NCBI's taxonomy places the organism in Eukaryota, Metazoa, Chordata, Actinopteri, Perciformes, Serranidae. The transcript has 28 exons. Gene Ontology annotation, molecular function: protein binding; structural molecule activity. Gene Ontology annotation, cellular component: endoplasmic reticulum exit site; COPII vesicle coat. Gene Ontology annotation, biological process: endoplasmic reticulum organization; COPII-coated vesicle cargo loading; intracellular protein transport. The record is from RefSeq and is a predicted model, not a curated record.
GCUAGCACGGCUAGCAGCGUAAAUAUAGCUGAGUUGUAGACAAUAAUAAACUAACCAGCAGAGUUAGCAUGCUAGCAGGGGUAACAGUGUAAUAUAUAACUAUCUUAGAUAAGUGGGGAGUGAUUCCUAGACUGUUAAAUGUUUAUUAGAUGUGUUAUUAUUGAACUAUAGCUAGCAUCAGUAGCAUUAGCAGGUAGCGGCGCAGACGUUCCCCGGAAGUUCUUCUUCUUCUUCUUCGUGGCAGGAGGAGGCGGUAGCUUAGUGCCACGUUGAUGGAGACCAGUGGGGACGUGGAAAUCUGUCUUGAGUCGGUAGCCGGGACCCGGUAGCCUCUUCUUCUGUUUUUAUUGCCUUUAAUCCCGAAGCACAACCCAAAGUGGAAGCUGUACGGGCGGAGGAGUGUUAUAGGGCUGGUCACCUGGUUUAUGUUCAUGUAAGAGGGAACCAAAAAGGGAAGGAUGAAACUUAAAGAGAUCAACCGCACAGCCAUCCAGAGCUGGAGCCCUGCACAGCACCACCCCAUCUACCUGGCAACAGGAACUUCAGCCCAGCAGCUGGAUGCCUCAUUCAGCACCAAUGCCUCUUUGGAGUUUUUCGAGCUGGACUUGACUGAGCCGUCUCUGGACAUGAAGUCAUGUGGCAGCUUCUCCUCCUCUCACAGAUACCACAAACUGGUCUGGGGUCCCUAUGGAAUGGACAGUCAGGGUCACCCAACCGGGGUCCUGGUUGCAGGAGGCGAGAAUGGUAACGUCAUCCUGUACGACCCUGCAAAGAUCAUGGCGGGAGAGACGGACGUGAUCUUUGCUGAGAGCGACAAACACACGGGGCCGGUCAGAGCCCUCGACGUCAACCCGUUCCAGACGAACCUGGUUGCAUCAGGUGGGAAUGAGUCUGAAAUCUACAUCUGGGACAUGAAUAACUUUGGCUCUCCAAUGACACCAGGACCUAAAACUCAGCCUCUGGAGGACAUCAGCUGUGUGGCGUGGAACCGACAGGUCCAACACAUCCUGGCGUCCGCCAGCCCGAGCGGCAGAGCCUCCGUGUGGGACCUGCGCAAAAAUGACCUCAUCAUUAAAGUUAGCGACCACAGCAACAGAAUGCAUUGUUCCGGGUUGGCGUGGAACCCAGAAGUGGCGACUCAGCUGGUUCUGGCCUCGGAGGACGACCGGAUGCCAGUCAUCCAGAUGUGGGACUUACGUUUUGCUACCUCUCCGCUCAAAAUUUUUGAGAAUCACACACGGGGCAUCCUGUCCAUCGCCUGGAGUCUAGCUGAUCCCGAGCUGCUCCUGAGCUGCGGGAAGGACAACAGGAUUCUGUGCUGGAAUCCAAACACGGCAGAGGUGUUGUAUGAGCUGCCGACCAGCAGCCAGUGGUGCUUUGACAUCCAGUGGUGUCCCAGGAACCCUGCAGUGCUGUCGGCUGCUAGCUUUGACGGACACAUCGACAUCUACUCCAUCAUGGGAGGAACCAACCAGGCGCAGAGCAAGAGACACGCCGACCAGAUUAGCAACUCCUUUGGGAACAUGGAUCCUUUUGGUACGGGACAAACUUUGCCCCCGCUGCAGCUGCCCCAGACUGCUGCCCCUCCAGCUACAGUUAACCCCUUAAAGAAGCCGCCCAAGUGGAUCCGCAGACCCGUCGGAGCCUCUUUUGCCUUUGGUGGGAAGCUGGUUUCUUUGGAGAACACAAAGCUGAACCUGCAGCAGCCUCAGCAGCCCGCUGCACAGUCACAUGUUGUCCACAUCAGCCAGGUUGUCACAGAAACGGCGUUAUUGAAGCGCUCCGAGCAGCUGCAGGCCACUCUGAGCGCAGGCAGCUUCGUGGGUUUCUGCCAGGAAAAGAUCGAUGGAGCUGAAAAUGAGUUUGAAAAGACUCUUUGGUCUUUUCUCAAGGCUAAUUUUGAAAGCGACAUCCGCAGCAAAUACCUGGAACUUCUGGGGUAUAACAAAGAAGAGCUAGCCUUAAAGAUUUCUGCAGCACUGGAGGAAAAGCCUGCUGAUCCUCCACAGGUGGAAGUGCCCGCUCCUGCUCCAGCGAGCCUCCAUCCUUUACCGGACCUCAGCCUUGUGCCGCCACCUGCUGACACUCCCGAGGCAGCGUUCGACAUGAUCGCUGCCGCCGCCGCGCCGCCUGCUGAGGACGCGUUCGACCUGAUCGCUGCUGCAGCAGCAGCACAGCCUGCUGACACUCCUGAAGCAGCGUUCGACAUGCUUUCUGCAGCCGCCGCACCGCCUGCUGAGGAAGCAUUCGACAUGAUCGCCGCUGCAGCCGUGCCGCUCGCCGACUCUCCCGUGGCGGCGUUCGACAUGAUUGCUGCAGCCGCCGUGCCGCCUCCUGAGGACGCAUUCGACAUGAUCGCUGCAGCCGCCGCGCCGCCUGCUGACACUCCAGAGGAAGCGUUCAAUAUGAUCGCUGCAGGAAAUCUUGAACCAGCAGCCACGCUGGAACUGGACUCUGUUCCUGACCCGGAAGAGACUGAAGCGCCAGCAGCAGCAGCAGCAGAUCCAGAGGACGCUCCGGCCAGCGAACCAGAAGAAAACAUGGACCAGGUUCUCCUAGAGGAGGAAGCAGAGGAAGAGGAGAUCCCCUUGGAGGAGGAGGAGGAGGAGACUGUAGCGCCAGCAGAGGAGGAGGAGGAGCCCAGUCCUCCAGAGAUCUCGCCUCCAGUUGAGGAGCUGACUGAGGCUUUAGCUCCAGUUCCAGCACUGGCUCCGGCUCCGGCCCCUUCCCCGGCCCCGGCCCCGUCUCCUGCCCCCGCCCAAACAGAAGGAGUUAGUCUCAGCAUCAGUCAAGAUGUGGAUGGGCUGAUCACUCAGGCCCUGCUGACUGGAGACUUUGAAGGCGCGGUGGAGCUCUGCCUCCAUGAUAACCGGAUGGCCGACAGCAUCAUCCUGGCCAUCGCCGGAGGAGCCGAGCUCUUAGAGAAAACCCAGAGGAAGUAUUUCACAAAGACACACAGCAAGAUAACCAAGCUGAUCAGUGCAGUCGUGAUGAAAGACUGGCACGACGUCCUGAAGACGUGUGACCUGCAGAACUGGAAGGAGGCUCUGGCUGCUGUCAUGACCUACGCUCAGCCCGACGAGUUCUCCUCCCUCUGUGAUCUUCUCGGGGACAGACUGGAGACGGCAGAGGACGCACAACUGCAAGCUCAAGCCUGUCUGUGUUACAUUUGUGCUGGAAAUGUGGAGAAACUUGUGUCUUGCUGGACCAGGGCACAGGACGGACACUGUCCUCUCUCUCUCCAGGAUCUGGUGGAGAAGGUGGUGGUGCUGCGGCGUGCGGUGGAGCAGACGCAGCGCUCUGGACCCGCCGCCAUCGGCAUCCUGCUGGCUGAGAAGAUGAGCCACUACGCCAACCUGCUGGCCUCACAGGGCAGCCUGUCCACCGCCAUCACAUACCUGCCUGACAACAGCAACCAGGUUGCCGUGCAGCAGCUCCGUGACCGCCUCAGCAGAGCUCUCGGGCAGCAGGCGGUGGCGGUGGCGGCUGCUCCUGCUGCUCCUGCAGCUCCGGUUCAGCCUCAGAGAGUUCAGUCGCAGCUUCCCGCCCGGAACCAGCCUCAGCCCGCCGCCGCCAUGCCCCGCCAUCCCUUCACCCCCAUCCAGCCCGCCAUGGUGCCUCAGCCCGCUGCAGCAGCUCCAGUGCCUCCGCCUGCUGCCUCGGCCCCGGCUCAGCCGCAGUAUUACCAGCCAGUGAGGGCUGCCUCCACUGUCACCUCCUGGAGUAACCAAACUCCCACAGCCCUCCCCAAUCUCCCUCCUCCUCCUCUUCAAGUAGGCAGAGCCUCAGAGCAGCAGGUGGAGCCUCCAAACCAAAUGUACGGGAUGCAGCCGGCCAGCACGGCUGCUCCGCCUCCAGCCUCCACCCACGCAUACAUGUACUCCCAUCAGUACCAGCCAUCCUGUGUGACUCCAGCCUACCCCCAGGUCAACCAGUACCAGCCUGGAGCUGGGGGGGCUCCUCCUAUCUAUCAGCCUCUUCAGUACUCCUCCUCCUCCUCUGCUGCUCCUCCUCCUGCAGAGCCUCCCGGCUUUCUCUCUCACUACACACAGCCGACAUCUCCGGUCUAUCCGCCUCCCAUCAGCCAGUGCCUGUCCUCCUCUCCUCCCUCCCAUCCUCCUCCUUUCUAUCCAAACGCCUCCUCCUCCUCCUCAUUUUCUGCUCCUCCGUCCUCCGGAGCGCCUUUCCAGCAUGGCGGGCCAGGAUCUCCUGUGUCGUACAUGCCUCUACCUCCACCAGGAGUCUCAGGGCCUCAGAACGGCUGGAACGACCCUCCGGCUUUGAUGAGCAGAACAUCAAAGAAGAAACAGGUUCCAUCAAACUACACCCCUCCUGCCCCCAUCACUGCUCCCAUCAUGGCCCCUCUGGGUGGGGACCCCCAGGCACAGCCGGUCCCUGCUGGGGCCCCUCAGGGCCUGAACCAGGGCCCCUACCCAGGCAUGCAGCAGCAGCAGCAGCAGCAGCAGCAGCAGCAGCAGCAGCAGCAGCCUCCACCCAUGAACCCUGCGAUGCCCAAGACCAGUAUGGAGGGAGCACCAGGAGCUCCGACUGGAGAUCUCAUACAGCCUCUGCGCUCCAUCCCUGCUGAGAAGAUCCUGAAGAAGCCGAUCCCUGAGGAGCAUCUGGUCCUGAAGACCUCCUUCGAGGGACUCAUCCAGAAGUGUUUGGCUGUAGCUACAGACCCCCAAACGAAGAGGAAGCUUGAUGACGCCAACAAGCGUCUGGAGGCGCUCUACGACAAACUCAGAGAGCAGACGCUCUCUCCGGCCAUCGUCGGAGGACUUCACAACAUCGCCCGGAGCAUCGAGUCUCGGUCCUACGCCGAGGGCAUGAACAUCCACACACACAUCGUCAGCAACAGCAACUUCAGCGAGACGUCGGCGUUCAUGCCGGUGCUGAAGGUGGUGCUGACACAAGCCAACAAACUGGGAGUGUGAAACUCCUCCGAGUCUUGACGGAGACGGAGCGGCCGAUUGGUCGAGCUCGUCUCACAGGGAGCUGCAAUCUUUUGACUCACAGUGCAAAAAAAGACGAAGGAUUCAGAGAUGUAAACAAAUCCUGUUAGAUUCUUCUUCUUCGUGCCAUUCAUGAUUUCUGAUCAGACACAAGCCAUGCUAUCAGUCGCACUCAGUGGUGAAAGUAAAGUCUGAGCCCCGUGCAGACAGAAGGGCUGCAGACUGGAAUCAAGUAUAAAGUAAUAAAACGUUUGUUUUUAAUCACAGCCAUUAAUGAGAGAUUAAUGAGAGUGUAGUGCAAUAGUUGUAUUGAAGCGAAAUCUCCAAAUUAGCAAGCAAAAUAAACGUUUUUUGUGGCGGUUGUGGAAUAAAUAUAGUUUAUAGAUGAAAAAAGAAGGAAAAGGAACAGAAAAUUCAGGAAAUUUUAAGGGCAUUUCUAUCUACUUUUGUUAAGAUGAAAGAAAAUUAAUGUAUUUACAGUUUAAUCUCGAUGAAUUUGGCAUUAACGGCACGCGCAGCAUGCUUUUACCUCAUUAAUCAUGCAAACAACAAUCAUGAAAGAAAUAUUAGCUCCCUUUAUAGUCUUUGGAUAUUUGUGCACUACAUUAAUGCUCAGAUGCCUUUAUAAUCCAUAAAUGCAUUGAAUUUACUCGUAAAAUCGUGCUUUAUUUUUACAUAUAAGUGCAUUGCAUGCAUUUUGCAACAAACCUGCAGACACUACAGGUUGGAGAAGAUGGAUUAAUUUUAAAACGGGGCAUUAGAUUGACUUAAAGUUCCCCUCACAAGCAUUUAAUGCAUAAUUAAGGCUUUUAUUUGUACUCUAAUCUGCUUUUACUGGCUUACUUUCACCACUGGUGUCACUACAUGCAAAACAUUGGACCAAGAUGUUGUCAGUGUGUGGGAAACGUCAACGCAAAGCAAUGCAAUCCCAUUUGUUGAGGAUGUUUUAAUGUUUUAGUUCCUUUUUAUUCCUUUUUUUUUUUCUUUUCAGUGUAAUCAUGAGGCUCAGCAGAGUGCAAUGAACUUAAAAAAAAACAAACAACGAGACUGCUUUUAUGGAAUUUUAAAAGUAUGCAUGCUUAAACAAACGCUAGCGAUCUUUAAUGGCAUCGGAGGUAAUUAAUUAAUCGGCUAAUUAAUCAGAUCUCGGAUGGAAACUGGAAACUGGAGACUUGUACUUGAUUUUCAUUCCAACUACAAUGAGAGCUGCAGUCUGAGUGGUCAACCUCAGUUUAUGUUGUUAAUAAAGGAAAACAAGUCUUUGUUUAAGAUUGACUACAUGCAAUAUUUUCAAUAAAUAGUAUUUAUUUACAAUUUCA